AUGGCCGCCAUGAGUGCGUCAUUCGUGACUUUCAAGACCGCCGUCGCGCCCCGCAUGCGCGGUCGCGCCGCUAAGCUCACCCGCGCCACUCGCGGGUCCGUCGCGACCCGGGCCUCCGUCGUGAAAAUAAGCGUGAACGAGGUCAAGGACCACCUCGAUCGCGGCUUCGUGCUUGUCGACAUCAGGGACCCCGACGAAGCGCGGGAGACCGGCUACAAAUCCUCGUGGAAGAAUAUCGUGCUCGCCGCCAUGGACGAGGACGGGCGGAUCCACAUGAACCCGAACUUCCUCGCGCAGAUCCGCCAGGAGUUCCCCAACACCAUGUCCAGGAUCCUGAUCGCGUGCGACGACGGGACCACCAGGUCCGAGAAGGCUGCCGCUGCCAUCGUGGAAAAAUGCGGAUACACCCAGUGCAAGGUCAUCGACGGUGGCAUCGACGCCUACCUCAAGGCUUACCCGCUGACCCAGGCUGAUAAGGUGAAGUGGAAGAUGAGGCCGGAGAUCGGCGAGGACCUCUCCGUGCUCGUCUCCGGCGUGGACACCAGGCAGGCGGGCCAGAAGUACUACUAG
Micromonas commoda is the source of this 570-nucleotide messenger RNA. Its product is annotated as rhodanese-like domain protein. The transcript has 2 exons. The record is from RefSeq and is a predicted model, not a curated record. Gene Ontology annotation, molecular function: catalytic activity. NCBI's taxonomy places the organism in Eukaryota, Viridiplantae, Chlorophyta, Mamiellophyceae, Mamiellales, Mamiellaceae. The coding region runs from base 1 to 570 and encodes 189 amino acids.